Molecule: messenger RNA, 1088 nt
Organism: Aphanomyces invadans
Lineage: Eukaryota; Oomycota; Saprolegniomycetes; Saprolegniales; Verrucalvaceae
Exons: 1
Coding region: 550-954 (134 amino acids)
Source: RefSeq, a predicted model, not a curated record
GUGAAAACCUGACAAUGUUGAUUUGCAUAGCCAGCUCUCAAGUUGAUUCCACACGCGGGCGCGUUCGAAGCGCCGUCCGUCGCGUCGAUCGUUUCCUUUGGCCAUGCCGUCGGUUGCAUGUUCUCAUCCCACACCACACAAGAUCAGAUCGAGUGAAUUCAAGGAUCCAAUGUUUAUUUGGCAGUCUCUUGGCCCUGCCCCUCCUGAUGGUCUCCGGAAUCGUCGUGGUCCGGUGGCAUGACAUCGUGUUUUUCCAGGCGCGGUGGCAUGCCCAGGUCAUCCCACGACGACAGUGUGCGGCGGAGUUCUCGGAGGUCGUACGACUUUUUCUUGAACCUGGCUUCGUGUCGUGCUUGGAUUGUUAACGUGGCGAAGCAAACGACCCACGCCGCGGCGUACAGACCGGCCCCAAUCCAGCAAUUCAAAGCGAGCUUCUGCUUUGGCACGGCGUGCGUCAGCCCACGAAUGUAUUCUGGCUGGAGGUGAAGCAAUCCCCCGAGCGCUGACAGAAACAGGACGCCUGCGAUCGACACGUAUGCGCAGCACUGGAUGUUCUGGCGAUUCGCCAUUCCGUCCGCUUGCCAGAAUUUGAGAUCUGAAAAGCCGGUUCGAGAAACCGCUACUGAGGACAAGAUACAAUUUGAAAGGUCACGGCGGCACCAAGGCAGCGGAUGCGUUGACGCCGUUCGGGAACAGGAACACUUCAACGCGCACACCAAUCGCUUGCACGACGGAUUGGAUGGCUGGACGUCCAUCGGCACGAUGAAGCCCACCGUGGACGUUAUCUGCUUGCUACCGGCGAGUGAUUGGCCCAACCUAGGCACAACAUCGAACCAAUUCCCAUGCCAUUUUGUAUGCUUUGCGCGCAUGACCCCAGGUGAUGCAGAUGUCGUAAAAGACGCUUGUUGCAGUGAACCUUGUCCUCGAACUCUUCGCAGACGUGUCGACGAAUGAAAACCGGCUGUGGACACGUUCAAGAGGCUUGUAGGGUGACCGAGCGUGAUGUGGUGAUAAGCGCCACUGGCAUUGCCACGACAAACGGAGGCUCCCACGUCGACGCAACAAGUGGAAGAAGCGUUGGUUUGUUG